This is a messenger RNA of Saccostrea echinata, 4524 nucleotides long. Its product is annotated as monocarboxylate transporter 12-like. The transcript is spliced from 5 exons. Lineage: Eukaryota; Metazoa; Mollusca; Bivalvia; Ostreida; Ostreidae. Bases 556 to 2625 code for a protein of 689 amino acids. Gene Ontology annotation, biological process: transmembrane transport. Gene Ontology annotation, molecular function: monocarboxylic acid transmembrane transporter activity. The record is from RefSeq and is a predicted model, not a curated record.
UCUAAUUAGCCACGAUUGGACGACCUCGUGGCAGUCAGCUGCAGCAGCUUCAACGUGUAACAGUUGUAAUAAUUUACUAUAAUGUCGUCUGUAGUGACACCAGGAGAACACAAUUAGAUGAGUGAUUAUGGCAGACUGUCUCCCUCGUUCUGGCGACACCAUGACGUCAGCAGCUCACGAGAAUCUGGGUCUGCAUGCGUCAUCGAUCCAUGGAAACGCACGGUACUGUGAACUGAAAUUUAAUGUUUUGUGUCGCUGCUGAAUCUUCUUUGUUAAAAAGUGUUCCAUUUUAAGAUUGCGCAUGCAUUUUGCCAGUUAUUGAUCGUGAAUUGAUUAGCAGUAAACACAAAAUGCAAAGGAUGUCAAUUUUUACUUUUACGUGCAAAUAGCAGGGAUUAAUAAAUGUGUCUUAGCAUAUUCAUUCUAACUGUAAUAAUAAAACUUAAAUCUUAUUGCGAUAUUUCGUUGUGAAUAAUGGAUUUUCGUGAGCGGUUUAAAGACAGAACGACACGACGAGGAUGUGUAAUUUACGCAUCGUAAACAAAACAGUGUGAGAUGCCAUCGACCGACUAUUACCAGGCUGUUGUCGACCAAAACAUAGACAACGGUUCGUGUAGCAGCCGAAACCAAGCCUAUUCCAUUCAGCCGAACCCGGACUUAUCAGCGAUUCAUUCUGAAGUCUGCGACAAUAAUGACAGCAGUAUGACGUUCUCCAAGAAUAACUCGGACAUCAAAAAAGACAAGGACGGUUCAUGUGUGGCGGAUCAAAAACCAAAGACACGCAUUGACUUUGGGGAACAUUUUCCUGAUGGGGGUUGGGGUUGGGUGAUAACUGUGGCCGCCACUUUGGUGUAUGUCCUGUGUAACGGCAUUCAUUACGCCUUUGGAAUCUUUUAUCUGAGCAUACAGAAGGAGAAGAAGAUAAAAAUGACCGACAUGCACAUAGUAUGGUUAGGAACAGCUGGGCUGAGCAUCUCGCUUCUUCUUACCCCUGCAGUAGUAACCGUAUGCCAGAGGAAAAGUACCCGAUCCUGUGCAGUUGUAGGGGGUGUGAUUUGUUCCUUGGGGGUGCUUCUUUUGUCAUUCUCCAACAAGGUCGAUCAGCUGUUUAUCAUCUACUGUGGGAUCCUGUCUGUGGGGACGGGAAUUUCCCUCAGUGCCGCCAGCAUUAUCGUGGGGCGAUACUUUCUUCAGAGGCGGGAACUCGCGGAGAUGAUCAUGACAUGUGGCACUGGUGCUGGGGCUGUUGUAAUGGCUCUUGUUAUAUACGGACUUAAUAGGUCUAUGGUUUGGAUGAAAACCAUGCAGUGUUCAGUUGGCAUCUUCAUUCUAACUAUUGUAGCGGGUGCAUUGUAUCGCCCCGCGUCCAUGUACCACCCUCGCCGGAAAAUGAUCAUGCAUAUCAAAAGCCAGAAAAAGGGCAGAAGAGACCAGGAAGAGGUGGAACCGUCAUAUUUUGAUUUUAGUGCUCUGCGCAUGCGUGGUUUACAAGCUCUCAUGAUCAUUUCCGGUAUAGCUGCCUUUGGGAUUUUUGUGCCAUUCAUCAUCUUGAUUAAAAUUGGAUACGAUCGCAAAAUGGCGGAAGUAGACCUGCUUCUAAUUAUUGUCUACCUGGGCCUUGGUUUUGUUCUUGGGGUCGUUGCUCAAGGUUAUAUCAUUAUCAAAGACAGCAAAAGCUGCUCCAUCUGCCGGCGUUGCCUCUGUCAAGCGAACUGUUUGGCUUGUGGUGUUUUGACGCUUCUGUUGUUGCUGGAAAAAGACUACAAUUCCUUUGCACUGUAUGCUUGGGGAUUCGGCAUUUUUUGUGGGGGAUAUUUUUACACUCUUAAAAUGUACACUUAUGAAAUUGUGAAGUUUAAAAUUAUGGAGAGGGCCUGGGGAUUUGUGUGUGCUGCUCAAUUUUUACCAAUUCUCAUUGGAUCACCAAUAUCAUUAUAUCUGAACAGUAAUCAUGAGAAUGAACAUGCUGGGUUUAUUUUUGCCGGUGUUGCGAUGGUGCUAGCAGGACUUUUGUUUUUCCUCAUGCCAGCAUUUGAGAAACAUAAAUCGAAUUCAGAGGUCAGGCAAAUGGCGAAGAAUACGUGCAGCAAAAAUAGCACAGAAGCUGCCGCUCUCUUGGACCUUGAUUUGACCGAUGCCAUGGUCACCAAACCUCUUAACAACGUACAGUUUAUUGUGUCUCCUGCGCGACUUAAACAUACCAACAAAGAGGCUGGAAAGUUUCAAAUGCAGUGUUUUAUUCAUCAAAAGGAGAAAGAAAAACCUAAACAAAUUGUUUUGUCAAAAAUAACAGAGGAAAAAGAGGGUUUAAGACUCGAUUUUAAUGAAGUUUCACAUGGCUCUGUUGCUUCUAAACACAAUGACAGCGGUAUACAAGACAAAGGAGAGGCGGAUCCAAGAAAACCUAACAUUGCAGAUUUUCCCUCAGACAGUGUGCAGUCUAGUCACACGGGAAAAUCGAGCUCCGACAGUUGUCAUUCAAAAUCUGAAAGCAGAAAACUUAAGAAAAAUAUAGAUAAUGUCAAAAUCGAACUGUUUGAUCCGCCAAGCCAGGAAAAAGAAUCUACGGCCACGGUUUCGUACGACAGUGACUUGUACAUUAAUCUGUGCGAAGCUCAAGUAUAACCAUUAUAGUUGAAGUGAAAUUCAUAUAUCAAAAUUGAUUUUUUCAAAUAUCGUUCAGAAUGCAUUUUUGACAUUUUUGAACAAUAUAAAGCCUUGUUAUCGGGUUCAUUGAAACCUUUGGCCACACUGGAGAUGAAGUUGGUUUGUAGAAUUGGCAAUGUGAUAUUAAAGUAGGAUGUUCAGCGUUCAGACAGCCACCUUGGAAAGACGGUCAAUAUUAUUUAUUCUAGUGACAGAUUUUGCGUCAAAACGUGCUAUUUGCAGUUAUGGUAUAUUGGACACAUCAUGACACCGUCAGAAAAGAUUUGAAUGUUGAGGAAUUCUGUGAGAAUUUCUUCAGGGAAUGAUUGAAGUAUAGGGCAAGUUUUGCGUAAUGAGGCUUUAUGUUCAGUAUUGUACGAAAAGAUAUAUUUAUUUAAACUGUUUUACGACAGUGGUAUAUAAUGGGACUGUUUUCUUAACAGGAUAUAUGAAGCGAUUGUUCCCGUGAAUCGACCAGUUUCAGAAAUGGACUUAAUAAUCAUGCAUUUACACAAUAUACACACCAUUUCCUUAACAAUUUCAGAAUCAUUCCACUAAACCUUUAUGUUUGCCUUGGAUGUAAGUUUUUCUCCCUCUUCUGAUAGGAGAGCUUCUAUGCGAUGGUACAGUUUCUGUCGUCCGUCUAUCUGUUUGUGUGUUUAUCUGUAAAUAACUUUUGAACGUGCCUCUCCUCCUAUAGUUUUUUUUUCCGAAUUGAAUUGAACUUUUUUCAGAUUUUGAUAGCGGUUGCUAUGAUGAAUAAAGAUAAAAUUAUCUUUGAAAAUCUUCAAAACGUUACAUUCCUAAUGUUUUGGAUUAAUUACAAGUAAACUUGAUUGACAAGAAGGAUGAAAACAGAUUCCUUUAUAUCGCACUUGCGUUUUGCCAAGGAUACUUAAACACAAAAUUUCUUUUAUAAUUUAUUUUUCAAAACGCUGGUUCUCCUUACACAAAUAGACUACAUCAAUAUACUCACCUCUAUAUGUUAUCUAUUAAUUUCAAUAAACGUAGUUGCUAUAAUUAUUAAAAUUAGAACAGCACUUGAAAUUCGUUCAAAAUAUUGCAUGUUCUUAUCAUACAAUUUGUUCGAUUUCAAUAAAUUUUAGUACACAAGUAGAUUACACUAUAGUUCAUAACUCUGUGCUGCCAUUAUAACUAAAAAAGAAUCCUCUUUGAAGUUCUUUUUAAACAUUUCUCCUCCUAUAGUUUUUAGUUUUAAUUACUUCCCUUACCUAUGCAGCAAUAUACCCUUAUCAUCUGCAUACGGGGUUUAUAACUCUCAGUUGAUUCGAUACGCCAGAGCAUGCUCCACGUAUGAACAUUUUCUAAAACGAGGCAAGUUAUUGACAAACAAGUUGAUGAAACAAGAAUAUCAACAGUCUCGUUUAAAGUCAUCAUGGUCGAUAUGGACCAUAAAGUUCUAUGGUCCUUACAAUGACCUUGUCAGCAAAUAUCAUUAAGUGAAAUGCUGACUUACUUUUUUCGUACUAUUUGUUUGGCCAUUAUUAACACACUGAAUUGUCGACGGAUUUUUUCGGUAUUUCCCUAUCAUGACAAGGAGCACACGGCGGUGUGACCGGUCGGCAGGGGAUACUCACUCCUCCAUGGCACCUGAUCCCACCUCUGAAGUUUUAGAGGUCCGUGUUUGCUCUGCUCUUUUAUUGUAAUGUUUAAUGGAUUUUUGAGCUCGAAUACUGUUCGUUAUCUCCACAUAUUUCAUUACAUGUACAAUUUAACGAUGUAUACAAAAAAAAAAUAUGUCAAGCUAUUCAGUUCUAUCUAUCUGUUUUUAAAUUCGAUGAACGGUGAUGCCAUUGCUACUAAAAAUUGAUUUUUUUUUUUUUUUGGAAAUUCUCUUUAAUCAACCCCCCCCCCCCC